This is a messenger RNA of Aphis gossypii (cotton aphid), 2992 nucleotides long. Its product is annotated as sphingomyelin phosphodiesterase 4. NCBI's taxonomy places the organism in Eukaryota, Metazoa, Arthropoda, Insecta, Hemiptera, Aphididae. The coding region runs from base 333 to 2633 and encodes 766 amino acids. The transcript is spliced from 14 exons. Gene Ontology annotation, molecular function: sphingomyelin phosphodiesterase D activity. Gene Ontology annotation, biological process: glycerophospholipid catabolic process; ceramide biosynthetic process; sphingomyelin catabolic process. The record is from RefSeq and is a predicted model, not a curated record.
CCCGGCCGUUUAUUCUGUGAUAAGCCAUAGUGACAUACUGGCGUUCCUUUCAUAACGAUUGACCAACUGUUUAAAAAAUGAAAAAUGUAUGUGUUUAACAAUAAUACUAUAUAACACUCUAUCAUGCAUUUGUGCAUCGUAUAACGCGUUCCAUUUCGAAUCGUCGGUUGUCUGACACACAAUUAAACAACAGCAAAAACUAUACAACUAUAGUUAAAAAAAUUAUUAGCGAUCUACACCUUUGAUGACCAGUAAAUUUUCUUGUGCACGUACGAAACCGAUUACACAACUACGUUCGACUUGAAUGUGUUUCGUUGUAUUACAACAAAAUCAUGAAUUCUCCGCUAUUCUGUUACCCACCGGUGACCAAUACCACGCUGUCAUCAACACUAUCAGCCUCUGUAGACUCGAACAAGUCCGGUUAUUCGCUGAUGGAGCGGAUCAGAAUGAUCACGAGUUAUAUUGAUGAUGCGGACGAAAGAGAUCUGUACAAUAUCUUUGUAGACAUCAUAUUUGAAAUUUUUGGACGGGGCUCCGAUAAAGGAUGGGCAUUAGAUAAACUGAAGACAAGAGUACGUGAUGAUCAAAAAUACAUUUGCCUAGAACCAGAUAGCGCGUUUCACUUUUUAUCUAGUAGUGGCCAUAUUUUUAAAUUAUGCUAUAAGUUGUUGUCUAACAAUUUGCUAAAAUUUAAUAUUUACUUUUCUGAUUUACCAGUUGAGCUUAGACAAAAAAUUGAUAGAUCAUUUGGGCAAUCUUAUUACGGUUCACGUUUUUUGUACCAUGCUGAUUCAAUUUCACCCAUUGGAUUAAACUUGAAUUCUUUUGAAUACUAUAUGUUUCAUUUUGCCAUUUAUGGGUUAAAGUUGACGUCUGAUGAGAUUUUUAAUGACAAUUAUGAUGCUAAUGAACAAUCUGUGUACAAAUUGUUAUGCUUAGAGUAUCUUAAUUUUUUUUUACCAUUAGACAAUUCGGCUUCUAUGAUUUUACCUCAAAUUCAGUUCAAUGUUUUAUCACCAAUUCCUAACCAAAACCAAAAUUCAAGUACGAGUAAAUUAUUGAACUUCAUAAAAAAAGAUGUCGCUUCUAAUGAUUUAUUAACUGAUAAAAUGUUAAGUUCAUCUUGGAUGUUGACAUCAGAAGCAACCUGGCGAAGUGAAGUAGUAGCAUUUUUUUUUGCUGACAUCUGGCUGAAUUACAACUUGUUCAGUAAUGUACCAUGCAUCGAUUUAACAAAGCUUAUAAGAUGUUUCAUAAAACAUUUACAUUUAUAUUCAAACUGUGCUAAAUAUCUGCCAGUAGACAAUUUGAAACUAAUAUUGAUGUCUCGUCAUGGUAUUCAAAUCUAUCAGUAUUUAUCAUAUUAUAUGGUUAAUUGGCCACAGGAUUUCUCAUUUCGCCUUUUGCUUGAGAAUUGGCUUUGUUUUAUUCAACCUUGGCGUUAUGAUGAUUUAUCUAAGCAGCAAUGUUCUAUCACAGAGUUAGAAAUGAAUGAUAAAUGGAGAAUUUUUGUAAUAAGAAAUUUAUUAUGUUAUACCAAAUUAUUUUAUCUUGCUAUAAAAAGAUUCAGUUGUAUUGAUGUGUGUUCACCAAGAUAUUCAAUUAUGGUUUAUCGGAUGCUAAAGGUUUUUACCCACCCAUAUUUAUUGAAAAUGGUACUUGAUAUAGAAAAUAUGUAUAUAAGCAACCAACCACAAAAAAAAAAAUGGAAUACAUUAUUGACUGAAUGUUUACUUGAGGCUGAAGGUCCAUUGUUUAAAUAUGAACUAAUGUUUUCAGAAGAACGUAAUCGUGAAUAUAAAUUAUUUUAUUUGAAACUACAAAAGUCAUUGGAUCAUGUUACUCUAGAAUUGCGCCGCUUUCAAGAAGACCAAGUAGAUAGAAAUAAUUUAUCAAUGUUGGAAUUAAUAUUAACACCAAAGAAAAAUAAAAUGUCAGACUAUACUCUUAAUGAAUGGACAGAUAUUGAAACUAAUCUUAAAUCAUCAUUAAUUUUCAUGGAGCAAAUUAUUAAUGUUAAUGUUACAACUACACCGAUUAUGGCUGAUUUUUCAGCGUGGUCUAUUUCUAGUGUGAGUGGAAAUAACACAACUUCUAGCUUCUUCAAUAAAAGUCAUUCACUUCUUCAGUCUUUUGAACCUAAUAAAAUGAAUUUAUCUUUUAAACCUGUAACUCGUGCAAAAGAAUGGGAAAUCGACCCAGAUUAUUUGGAAGCUUUGUCAUAUGAAAACUAUUUUCUUGUCAAUUUAAGCAAAUUCUUAAGAAAUACUGUAGAGUUAUAUUUUAAUUCAAACAUACUACGUUUAUCAACAGAAAAUUCUAUUUUUGCGGGCAUUCUACGUCAAGCAUUAAUAAGAAAACCAAUUAAGAUAUUUUCAUACGAACCUAGAAAUGAUGGAUCUGGAAAACGUGUCAGAACACCUAAAAUUCUUCCACCUACAAUCAGUUUUCGCUGGAUGGCAUCAUACUUUACGAUUUUUUGGAUUUUAGUUUUGUUGUUAUUUACUUUGGUAUUUAACAACAUUGGCUUCUGGAUAGGCCUGUUCUUUGUCUUUUAUAUUAUAUAUUUAUGUCUUAAAUAUUUAUUUGGGUAUGCACCACCAUUCAAGUGGGACAAUAUUCAUGAAGACUAGUGCUCUAUUGCUAAUGUCAUUUUUAAGUUAUAUAACUAAAUUUGUACUGAAUUUAAACUUAUACUUAUGAUUAUUAUUUUUAUACAUUUGUAUUGUUUUACAACCUGAAAUUUAGUUAAAUGUGUGCAUCUUUCUUGAUUAAAAACUUUAUCUUACAGUCAUAUAAUUAGUUAAGAUAAAAUUUUGUUUUGAAUGACACUUUCCUAUUAAUUUUAUUAAUUAUAAUAAAAAUUUUUUUUAUGUUUAUGUACCUUUUAAAUGUUAAUACAAAUUGUUGGUAUGUAUAUUUUUAUCUAUGUAUAACACAAUGUGUGUAUGUUUGUAUACAAUAUAUCCACAAUUCAUAUUACUUUGUAAAA